Messenger RNA from Tachyglossus aculeatus (Australian echidna), 2409 nucleotides. It is a transcript of the gene PRMT3, whose product is annotated as protein arginine methyltransferase 3. The transcript is spliced from 16 exons. The record is from RefSeq and is a predicted model, not a curated record. Gene Ontology annotation, molecular function: protein-arginine N-methyltransferase activity. Lineage: Eukaryota; Metazoa; Chordata; Mammalia; Monotremata; Tachyglossidae. Gene Ontology annotation, biological process: peptidyl-arginine methylation. Gene Ontology annotation, cellular component: nucleus. The coding region runs from base 5 to 1639 and encodes 544 amino acids.
GCGCAUGCGCGUGUCCCCUGGGCCCCUGGGCGCGCGGACCAUGUGCUCUGUUGUCAAGGGCGCCGCCGGCGGCAGGGCCGAGUGUGAGGAGGAUGAGGAGAUGCCCGGCUUGUCGGACAGCGGAGACGAGGCCGCCUGGGACGAUGAGGAGGAUGAUGAGCUGCCACCCCAUGAGAAGCUGCAGACCCCUUGCCUGUUCUGUGACAGAGUAUUUACUUCUGCUGAAGAAACCUUUUCUCACUGCACUUCUGAACAUCAGUUUAAUAUUGCCAACAUGGUCCAUAAGCAUGGGCUUGAAUUUUAUGGAUACAUUAAGCUAAUAAAUUUCAUUAGGCUUAAGAACCCAACUGUGACAUAUAUGAAUUCCCUAUGCAACCCAGUGCCUUGGGACAAAGAUGAAUAUUUGAAACCAGUAUUAGAAGAUGACCUUUUGCUUCAGUUUGAUGUAGAAGACCUUUAUGAACCAGUGGCUGUCCCAUGUUCAUAUCCAAAUGGGCUCAGUGACAACACAUCGGUCCUGGAAAGAUUGAAACACAUGGAAGCCAGAGCACAGGCUGCUGAAGCUGCAUUAGCCAGAACACGGGAAGAUCUACAGAGAAUGAAACAGUUUGCACAGGAUUUUGUGAUGAACGCAGAUGUCAGAACCAGCUCGUCUUCCUCCAGUGCCAUUGCGGACCUCCAGGAGGAUGAAGAUGGUGUUUACUUCAGCUCAUAUGGGCAUUAUGGGAUACAUGAAGAGAUGCUAAAGGACAAAGUGCGGACAGAAAGCUAUCGAGAUUUUAUAUAUCAAAAUCCACACAUUUUCAAAGACAAGGUGGUUCUGGAUGUUGGUUGUGGGACUGGAAUACUCUCAAUGUUUGCUGCUAAAGCUGGGGCAAAGAAAGUGAUUGGAGUUGAUCAAUCUGAAAUUCUUUACCAGGCAAUGGAUAUCAUAAGGUUAAACAACUUUGAAGAUACCAUUACUCUAGUCAAAGGAAGGAUUGAAGAAGUUACCCUUCCCGUUGAAAAGGUGGAUGUAAUUAUAUCUGAAUGGAUGGGUUAUUUCCUUCUUUUUGAGUCCAUGUUGGAUUCUGUUAUUUAUGCAAAAAGCAAAUACCUGGCAAAGGGAGGUUCAGUCUAUCCUGAUAUUUGCACCAUCAGCCUGGUAGCUGUGGGUGAUUUAAACAAACACGCCGAUAGAAUUACCUUCUGGGAUGAUGUAUAUGGAUUCAACAUGUCCUGCAUGAAAAAAGCAGUUAUUCCAGAAGCUGUUGUGGAAGUUUUGGAUCCCAAAACUCUCAUUUCUGAAUCCUGUGUCAUUAAGCGUAUAGAUUGUCACACAACAUCUGUUCCAGAUCUAGAAUUUUCUUCAGAUUUCAUCCUGAAAAUCACCAAGACAGCUGUGUGCACGGCAAUUGCUGGCUACUUUGAUAUCUUUUUUGAGAAGAACUGCCACAAAAGAGUCUUGUUCUCUACGGGUCCCCAGAGUACCAAAACACAUUGGAAACAAACAGUAUUUCUACUUGAGAAGCCAGUUUCCAUCAAAACAGGUGACACCUUAUGUGGAAAGAUAACUGUUCGCAAGAACAAGAAGGACCCACGUUCUCUAAUUGUAACAAUUUUGAUGAACAAUUCUACUCAGACCUACAGCAUCCAAUGAAAAACAGUGUAUUCAUUGACUCUUAAAUUUGGGGGAUUAUUUCAUUAUAGAUUUCUGGUUGGCCUCCCUAAUGUUGAAUUCAGAGAGCAAUGUGAUAGAUGUUUCCGUUCAAAUUAAAAGAAAAUAGCUCUAAAUUACUAGCUCACAAAAAGGGAAGUCUGGCAAGUGACAGACAUUUAUACUAUAGCCAUAUAUGUUUCUUACAUUGUGGUAAGUGAUGAAAAGCUAUACAGGACAUGAAUAUAGUUGCAGUUGUUGAGUCUAUUAGAAUAUAGUGAACUGUAAACAAUUCAAGUUUAGUACAUUAGCUGGUUGGGUGUUUUACAUUUGUAGCGAUGCAAGUAUUUGCAGACUAAGGAUUUUUUUUUAAUUGUGUUUUGAAAGCAGAAAUAGAAAAAAGAUGCAGGAAGGGAAGGAGAGUACAAGGCAUAUGUCCUCGGGCAGCGGGAAGAAUACCAGCACUCACAUGCAAAUGACAUUUUGAGGGUAGCAACCCAAAAUCAAUCGUCAGUCAGUCAAUUUUAUUUAUUGAGUGCUUACUGUGUGCAGAGCUCUGUACAAAGAGCUUGGGAGAGUGCACUUUAGCAAUAUAACAGAACCAUUCCCUGCCCAUACAUCCCUUUAGAUUAUCACUUGAAGAAGCAGAUCCCAUGGUCAGCACCUCGCUGCUGCUUGCUGUGAAGUUCUGUCCCUUACAGUUUCUCUGUGAACCCCAAUUAAUCUGAUUUCUAAAACUUUGUAACUGAAGUCUCAUAAACUGUUUUUCAAAA